CGUCGCCGCCGCAGCAGCAGCAGCAGCAGCAGUAGCAGCAGCAGCAGCAGCAAUUGACCGUUGUGUAUGCGUCUGGUUAGAUGCAAUGUGUUGUGUGAAUAGUUGCUGCAACGGCGAAUCGACGCCAGUGCCUAUCGUGUAGGUCGCAGCAACAACAACAACAACAACAACAACAACAGUAGUAGCAGCAGCAACAACAAUAACAAUGGUCUGGCCCGCAGUGACUGGGGUUGUUGUAGUCGGCUAGAAGAAGUAGUCCAGUUACCGAGAAAAAGUACCAGAGUAAUAACAGUAAUAAGAGUAACAACAGUAACAGCAAGUUGACGAGGACAACUACAGCGGUAGAGAACAGUCGUCCUUUUGCUACACGACUGCGACUAGCAGAAGCGAUAGACGUGGCAGUGGUGCGUAUAGGAGCAGGCCGUUGUUAGCUGCUAGCUAACAACAAAAACAACAGUGGCAGUACGGACAACUAGUACAGCAACAGACGGAACACAACAACAGUCAACUCUCCGAUUCAAGUCGUGAUUAAAAAAAAGCCGCUGUGUACAGCAGGAACAGAGGCGGACGGCGACACUGGCUGUAAAAACAAUCAUCACACAGAGAGUAGUCGACUAAAGUCAGUAGUGAAAAAAGUCGUCGUACUUCUGUAAUGCUAACAACUACGGGGGCAGUUGUAACUAGUUGUACUGCCGUUGCCGCUACGGGUUCGCUGAGUACAACAAAAGUCGACUGUUUCCUACUGCCAGUGUCGUAAGCAGGACGGCAUCAAUACGGUUACUUCGAGUGCCGAAGUUAAUGCUGGUUAGCGUGUGACGUGUUUUGCAUCGAGUGCGGCACUCUCUGUCCCGUAGCACGAGAGUUCUGAAGUGAUAGAUAAGCUGGUGUCGAACAGAAUGUACGCUUAAAUAUCAUUAUGACCUAACACUACUGGAAAAGUCCACUCAAACGGUUACCAUUCGAAGUUCACACGGAGAUAUCGGAGUAAACCUGCAAUAGCGCAGGGAACGAAAAGUGCCAGACGAAUCGCGUCAGACGAAAUGUCAAAAAAACGGGGGUAAAGGAAACCCUCCCCUUAUUCCCCACGGGAGUACUAUUUAACUCGAGAGUAAGUGAGUGUUAGCAUAACAUUGGCAAGCAAUCAACUCCGAGUGUCACAGUAAUCGUAGUCGAUAUCGACGUCCAGGAGGAGGAAGCGGUACAGAUAGCACUCGUUCUGCAACUGGAAGAACAGCAGCAAACGACACUGUGUGCGCGCAAAUAAGCUGAAUCUUUAUUUCUUCGCAAAAAAACAGUAUAGUCAAUCAGCAAUCAGCGUCGUCAGGCCACGAUACCUUCAAUCGUUCUCGGCAACAUCGUAAGAACGGAUGGAAAAAGAUCACUGCUAACCUUCGUCCUCUGCUCAGUAUUCUUACGAAUCCAACGGUCGGAAAUAAUUGCAACGAAACAAUAACGAGCAACUUAUGCCCGCCAUCGUCGUUCCUUGAUUUAUUGGCGAUCGUUGACAAAAGAAAGAAAAAGAUAGAAAUCGUACGCAACGAACCAGUGCAGUUUCAUUUAAAUGGCGUUGUCAUCCGCAUUGGGACCACUGCGCCGUAUCUUCAGUGUGUGCUUUUCACUUGUGCAGUCUUGAAGGAAAUUCGUUUCUUCGUGUUAUUAAUAUUCUUUUUGUCUUUAGUUGUGUCGACGGUAUCGACUUCAAGUGCAACUUUUGCUGUGCAGCAGCAUCAGCAGCGAAAGUGACUUCCCUCUUUACAUGUAACGAGUGCGAUAUCAGCAUCGCCGCCGCCGCCGCCGCCGCCGCCGCCGCCGCCGCCGCCGCCGCCGCCGCCGGUAAUAGUCGCGGCAUUUACCGGCCCGCAGCAUAAUACCAAUGAACACAGCACCAACAUCAGCGUCAUCAGCCGUAUUAACAGUAAUAGUACUACUCUCUCAGUUGUUGUAGUAGUGUGAGCGCCGGUCACGUCGGUUUUGUCAGAGCAGGUGUGAGCACUCCACGCAAGCCGCGUGUCUUUUUUCUCUGUCGGCCUAUUUGUCCAGCUGUCUGUGCCAUGCUACAAGGAAGCAGCAACAGCAGCGCCGGGUAAAACAAGAACACAAUCCCGUGUACGGUCUCUGUGUAUACAGUAUUCCAGGGAGUGGCAAUUGCAGAUAUUACUAAGAAUAAUAAUAACGAAAAUCAUUGCAACAUACUACGAAAGGUGGAUAUUUUAACAACGAUAACAAAGUGGCUCAGGCGACUCAUCGCAGCGUUGUAAGGCAGUAGAAAACGGAACAGGAAUUGAUUUUACCAUAUCGGCGCAAUCCCAGGAAGAUUUUAUGAAGACCAGUGCCUAGUCGCCAAUAUAUCUGAUUUCUUUGUUUAUUUUUUACUGAAUGGUCAGUCAAACCGAGAUUCGCUAGCAUCGAUGUCCCAAGAAUAGUGCGAGUAUUGGUAACAGCGGAAGCAAGCAGUGUCUAGCGUGUGUCAUGCCCCUCCACCGUUCAUUGCCUCCUGCCACUACUGACUCCUGUCCAUCGAUGUGCAAGCGCCCGCCGGCGCCAUCGUCGCCGACUACAGCGGUCACUGUUUGUUAGCUAUCGCGUCUGCGAGCAAACAGCAGCACGAAUAGGAGCAUCAACUAGCGAUCGGCUGCCGCAGCAGUAAUAAUAUUGGCUGUAAUGCUGCCGUAGUGUCUACUACGAGCAACUAGUCAAGAACGAGCGAACGGACGGACGAACGAACGAACGAACGAACGAACGAAGCGUCCAAGCGCCCUCCUCGUCGUCGUCACCGGUGUUGUCUAUGCCACAAUCACUGCGCCGUGUGCCGUCGUCAUCGUGCUUACUUCGUUCGCCAUUUCAAUCGACGCCGCUUGUGCCGCGUUGAACCGACGGUGCUUGCCGGGGAUCGCGCCUUCGUAAACCGUCUGCCUAUCUGUCGGUUGGGCUAUCAUGAGUUAGUAGUUUACUCGCUCGUGACUUGCUUUCUUAACUGACUGACUGACUAGCGAUCGACUGCGGUUGACGCCAGCAGUAGUAGCGGCCGUCGUCAGUUGUUGCGGGUCGUCUCCAGUGCUGCUCCGCGGUCGUCGCCACUAACAGCCCCAAUAGCAGUAGCAGCAGCAGCGUCGUCUAUAUCGACAUCCAGUCGUCAGUCAGAGGAGAAACAGGCAGACAAACGAAUACCGGCAGCCGACGGCAAAGGCUGGUCCUUGGUCGUUGAACAGUAACAGCAUCAAUAACAACAGCAGUUGGUCGUUCAUUGAGCGACCGACGGGUUAACUGGCUGCUGACCGACGCUGACCGAAGCGGUCUAGUAACGGAGGCGUCGAGCAGCCGCGCAACUAGCGCGCCGUGGGGUCUGCCUGCGGACAAACGAGACCAAUAGUAACAACAUCAAUAAUAAUAAUGACAUCAGCUACAACAAUACAAAGGAAAAUGACUAGUACAACAACGUCAAUAUCAUGAAAGACCCAUCAUCGUUGAAACCAUAACAACAACAGUGGCAUCAAACACAUCGUAGUUGGCCUAUACGACGUAGGACGCUAAUUAUUAGUUCCGCAAAACAGGUCACGAACAGCCGAGGGCCAAGUCGGCGAUCGCAUUUCAGCUGAAAAGUUGCCGGGGAAAACGUAUUCGAUUGUGAGUGCGAAUUGGAUAGUGUGUCUAGGUUCUGCCUGGAGUGUGCCACACGCAACAGUACAGCUGCAGCAGUGUUGAUCUUCAGGCCACUGAGGGCCGGCAUGAAAGUGCGCACCGGUCCCCAGCUUCGGGCCGGUUCGUAGGUUAGCAUGCUGUCAGGUGUCCGGCACACUGGCGCGCAACUGCAAUUUCUCAAGCCGAAGCAGCUACUGAUAGAGGCUGCCGAGGCGGCUGAGGCAGCGGUUCUCGCAAGCGGCGCUGGCGGCGGUGGAGUAUUCGAACCUAACGGCGCCAGUGGUAGUGGGCCAUUACUGGCCCCCGGAGGCUCAAUCGGUUCUCUACAACUGAACACGACAAACCUGGACCUUAACGGAGAGCGCGCGGAAGCUAUGGUGAAGAUGUCGACACCGGCCGGGCUUUCGACUCGUGGCGCGCAACGCCAACAAUGCUACCUAUGUGACCUGCCUCGCAUGCCGUGGGCGAUGAUCGACGACUUCUCGGAGCCGGUCUGUCGAGGCUGUGUAAACUAUGAAGGGGCUGACCGCAUCGAAAUCGUUCUCGAAAGCGCACGACAACUUAAACGCGCACAUGGCUUCUCGCCACCGGGACCAUCUGCCAGCUCGGUGGCCCAGCCACAUUUCAAACGCCAUGAGCUCAAUGGCGAUUCAGCUGCAACUCUAGCUCCGUUGGCGCUAGCACCGAGAGACCGCUAUACUCGAAUAGAGGCGUCAUAUCGGCACGCACCGACGCACGCCCAGCUAAGUGCUGAAGAACCCCGAAGACAUUUAUCUAAUCAGAGGGCCCUAAAGCGAGAGCGGGGUACUGAGGAGGAGCCCGAACUGGACAAGCGCGUACACCUUGACCCCUCACACAUCGCGCCGCCAGAAUUAACGCGGCCUCCACUGACCCGCGGUGAGUCGAUGCCCGCGGCUGUGAUGGCCGCCCCAUUCGAGCUACGCAACUACAAGAAGGACCACAUGGUCGGACGCGUAUAUUCGUUUGAUGCGGCGACCAGCAUUAAGGCCGCAGGCCCAGGAUUCCCUUCGGCGUGUUCCAGUGCGGCGCAAGUUGCAGGACCGGUAGGUGCUACCCUGUCCCCAUUGACACGUAGUAUUGCGUCGCCGGAGGGGCCUCUCAGCGCGCUAGCACAGCAAGGUCUGGCCUCUGCACAGGCGCCUUCAGCCGGCAAUCCACACGAAGAAAGGAACGGUCUUCAUCAUGGAAGUUCGGUAUCGGCUGAACCACCUCCAUCGACACGACGGCAUUCACCUCCCGUCGCGCCGAAAAAGUCCCGCCACUCGCUGUCGGCGCAGCCCUCACAGGAGGGUCCGCCACCAUCCCCAGCGUCGGCCGCAUCGGCGACGCCCGGUCAGCCAUCAGCGGGACCUGGAGCAGCGGCCUCUGGUCCUGGGGGACCCGCCUCAAACGCCGCGUCGUCCGGUGGCAGCGGGGUCAAAGGCGCGGCGGCCGGGGGUGGCGCCGAGUCCGCUCCCACUUUGAAGUGCACGCUGUGCCAGCAGCGGCUGGAGGACACCCACUUUGUACAGUGUCCAUCGGUUGGGGCGCACAAAUUCUGCUUCCCCUGCUCCCGUGACAGCAUACAGCAGCAAGCGGCCAAUGCCGGCGGGGAGGUCUAUUGUCCUAGCGGUGAAAAAUGCCCACUUCUUGGUUCCACAGUACCGUGGGCUUUUAUGCAGAAUGAAAUAGCGACAAUCCUCGGUAACGAGGAGCUCGCGCCCGCUAAAAAGACGCCUACGCCCCCAUCAUCGGCAUCGGCAACCCUCUCUGCACCGCCGUCGGCGGCGGGUAACACUCCUGGAGGCGCCCACCAGCGACCGCAGGCUCCCACGCCGCCGAGCAGCCAGCCGGGAGGUGCUCCGGGACCUCAAACGGGUCCGACCUUGCCUACAAGCAAUGGCAGCAGCGCCAGCCGUGACGGCAGCACGUAAAAUCCGCGAAACACCGAACGCGAAAUAAAUAUAUAUAUAAUUGACCAACGGUAUCUGUUGUCGACGUCAUCGUCCCGGUUGUCCCACUGAGGAACGAUUGGAUGACUAACAGUCGCAAUUCUCCAAGGGAAAUUGCCACGUCUACUCGAUAGAAGUGACGCUCAAAUGCGAGGAAAGCGUUUUGUCCCUUUAAUUCAUCUCUCGUAUCUAUAUUUUGAAGAUUGAUGGGUGGAUAAGCGGUGGUCGCCCACCUAAGAUUGAAUGAGAUAUAUAGUUGUUUAUGGCAUGUUGGUAGGCACUGCCUUGUUCCCUAACUUCAGUGUCACUACUUCAGUCUCUGUCAACGUAGUUCUGCAUCUGCUUCAGUUCAAGAUAUACGAAGCGAGCAUGAAGCAGGCCGUGAAGUUUUGGCACCAUUAUACUGCCCCCACUCGCCCUGGCUAGAACAUACAUGUACGUGUUGUGGAUGAGAAAGCGUAACUCGUCGCGCUUAACAUGUCCGGUCACUUUUCUGGUUGGCGGCCAAUUGAGUGACUGAGACCGACAAAAAAAAACAGGCUCGUCGGUCUGUUGCCCUUGCUUGCGUAACAAUACUAUCAUCAUAAACUAUACACAGCUCUUGCUACAGCUAAAAUAUCAUAGUAUAUGUACCACUGGUGUGAGUCACAUAAACAGAAUGUUCAUUCAUUGAUUCAUUGAAAGAUUAGUGAAUGGAUGCAUAGCUUCAACGCAUGUAGAAGAGCUGCACGUGUCCUAACAUUUACGGGGGUGUUUGCAGCAUGAAGCUAACAUGAGACGACUUGGCGACAAUGACUGGUUCUCGUUGCUUCCCUCUACCUUUCUCUUACCGACGAUAAUAACCGAUCUUUCUCGUUUGUACUUUGUUUGACAAUAAAUAGAAAGUAGAAAGAGGGGCAAAGAACGAGCAAACGUAAACGAGCAAAAAUCAAAUGCGAUUGCACGCGAUUUCAAAAGUUGCCGCCAGAUCAAUACAACAAAAUUAUGUUGAUGAAGCAGUAUUGGGAAAAUCGGAUGGUGUCCCGAUCAGUUGUCGAGAAACCCUUGACUCUCGACUAGCUGAAGGACUCUGGAAACCCAUUUAUUUACAUACGUUCAUAGAGCCUACUUUUAGACGGCCGGAAGACCACACGCGUUUUCCAACCUUUGCGAAGGACACAAAUACAAUAAGGGCGGCGGAAUAAUAGGUAAUAAUCAUUAUUAUUAUUAUUAUUAUUAUACGAAUGAUAACAGAAUAUGAUAUUGAUGCAGGCGUGAAGAAUACAAUCUUAAGCGAGCAGUCACAAGGGAUACUGAGUGCAGAGAAUGAUGAAUUUACAACAACAACAACAACAACAACAAACAAAAAUCCAUAACAGCUAACACAAAUAACAGCGUAUAAUAAUAUUUGAUUAUAUGACAAUAAUAACACCCGACUUUAUAUAACAGUGACUAACGUCAUGUAUUACAGUGACAAUGAUGAUGUUCAGCCGGAGGUGUCGUUGCUGCUGUGAAAAGUGGGCGAGGUGGGUGGGUACAAUGGGGUGGGUUUGUAGCGAAAGCUGAGGAGGAAGCGGACAACCUCGGUUGAAUUCACGCAUACUUGAUAAGCCACACGUAAAAAUGUCGCACAUAAAGCGAUGCACCCCGUGAAUAUUUGUACAGAAAGUUCGAAAGACAAACAAUCCACUAGUAACAGUAAUAGAAAUCUAUUAGGUUAUCGAAAAUUCCAUGCUCCAUCUUGAACCGUGCUGUAUCUUAACUCCUCUCGUUAACUUUUUUCCCAUUUCCUUCCUGAACUCCAAUGAAGCUAGGCAAAGAAAUCGAGGAUUCGCUAAACAACAACAGUAGACUAAUAACUAAAAACACGAGUGAUGAUGUUAUAUAUAUAUAUACAUACACAUUCACGUUCAUAGUUAUGCUCAGAAAGAAAUAGCAAGAGAAGGAAUAAAACAGAUUUGACGAAAUGCUAAUGAAAAUGAGGUAAAGUGAGAGGCUUAAAUUCCCUUACUAUUUAAUAUUGAUAAUAAUAAUAAAUCUAAUAAUGAUAAUGUCUACUAGCUAACAACUAUCUUAUAUAUAUAUAUAUAUAUAUAUAUAUAUAUAUAUAUAUAUAUAGGCAAUAGAUACCCGAAAGCGAGUGGUGAGAAUGUCUAACCGGGAGAAAAACAAAGAGAAUAUUAAUUAGUUAAUAAGAACGAGUUGUAGAAAACGUCGAGCUAGUUACGCUCAUCAGCAUUCGACAGAAUUACAGAGAAAGUAAUUGGAAGCAUUGCAGGGAUGGUGAGAGUGCGCCAGCAGGAUAGAAUGGUCAUUGAUAACGGAGGAGAAAGGAGAAAAGGACCCCACAAGGAGAAAAGGACCCAACUUACAACAGUAAAAAAAAAUACAGCAUCAACAACACUGAAUCUACUGAAAAAGAUAAAUGAAAAUAUGUUAGUUAUUGUUGUAUUCUACAAACUCACACAGCUGUGGGCAACCAACGACGACACCACGAUCCCCUCCAUUUUUUCAAGUAGGCAGCGUAAUAACAAAAAAAGAAAAAAAAAGCUGCCAGUGUAAGUUACUUCUGACACUUACCGAUUCAUGCAUCGACAACAAAGACGAUAAACAUUUCUGCGCUACGAAAAUAAAUAGAAUCAUAGCGGGAUGUUGGUCAUCGCUCCUGGUUGCGAGCAGCCAAAAAAUGAAAGUUCGGUAUCAGCUUUCUUUUUGCCCUCCAGCAUCAGUCAACAUCUAAAAAAGCUCAUCAACGGCAGAAAUAUUAGCAGAGCAGUUACCGCGAUCACGUCAUGAUCGAAGUCGUGAAAUGAAAAACAGGACGCACGAAUGCAUGACAUCGCUCGACGCGAUGCCACUACUGCAAAAACAGUUUUUUUGAUGAUGAUGAUGAUGGCGACGAGGAAGCCGGAGAAAUAGGCAACGUAACAGUUAUGUAGAUAUAAUAUUUGACUGUUAGAUUUAGUUAAUAUAUUAUUGCAUCAACACACAUGUAAACACGACAUGUAAACACACGUAAACACAUACGCAUAAACGCUGACUCACAUUCACAAAGACGCAAUGAAAGUAAAGCUGAACAUUCAUUAAUAGAAGAGAGCCAUUUUCGAAAUUAGACUGAACUGAAAGGAUUCUAUUCGGCAAAAUUCGAUUUCUAUGCACUGUAAACAAUGUGAAGAAAUUCUGCUUGAAUGCUUUUGGUCUGAAGCCGGCGGUUCCUGCAACUGUAAGGCAAAUUCGACAUUUGUGUAAUGGCUAAUGUUUUAUCAAAUUAUAGGAAAAUGUGAGCAACAGUCAUUAAUAUGAAGGCACAACACGCAAACACUUAAACCGUGUGUAUUCGCACGCAUCAAUACCCUGGUUACAUCUAAACUGCAUCGUCACACCGAAAGUGUAAACAUGAAUGUACUCGACUUUAGUAAUGAGCGGGCGUAAUAAUAUCGAAAAGUUAAAUGAACGCCUUAUGCAAUCUAUCGAUCGAUCGAUCGAUCGAUCUAUAUAGAGCAACGAAUCGUUGUAUAACAACAACCAUGAUAAACUACUGUUUCAUGACCUUGAUGACAACUUAUAUUGACGUGAUGCUGAUGACUAGAAGGAGAAUUAUGCCAACACCUACAUUAAUAACAGGAACGUAAUAACAUGAAUAAUACGAUAGCGGUAAUGCUGGUCAUGAUGAUGAGGUUAAAUUUUGCUCCACCCCGUCCAUCUAGAGGAGGAAAGAAGGACAGAGAAAGGGGCUUCCGCGCUCCUUGGCCCCCUCUUCUAGAGAUGACAGAUCUCUACGGGACGCUAUGAAGUGUAUCGGGUGCAAUGAAUGCGACGCGGUACAUGCGGUAGAAUUAGUUUAUAUUGUAUAAUGCGGUAUAUUAAAGAGUUGCAGUGAUGACGCUGUUCUUAUAAUGCUGAUGGCGACAAUUGUACGAACAAGAUAAACAUGGCGCUAGAUAAGUCGAGAGAGUAUUUGCUGCACCCGCUUGUCGUUACCGUGGAUGAGGUCACCAUUUCGGGACGCACUGCCCUCUGCGGUCGAAUAGAAACGCCUCGAAA
Molecule: messenger RNA, 9614 nt
Organism: Varroa destructor (honeybee mite)
Lineage: Eukaryota; Metazoa; Arthropoda; Arachnida; Mesostigmata; Varroidae
Gene: Pits
Product: Protein interacting with Ttk69 and Sin3A
Biological process (GO): regulation of transcription by RNA polymerase II
Cellular component (GO): nucleus
Molecular function (GO): transcription corepressor activity
Source: RefSeq, a predicted model, not a curated record